UGGUAGGUGGGUGGUGUGAGGUGAAAUUGAGAGAAGAACAUAGCUUUCGACAGCCUGUGUGGCGUGCCUGCCCCGUUGGUGGAUUUUGGAUUUUGGAUUUUGGAUUUCGGAUUUCGGAUAGCGCGACCUCCAUGCUGCUAGCGGUGUGGAGAUCCGAUUGGGCGACGGUUCACAGGCUUUCGCGAGAAGCCCAAUUCCCUCCGACUUGUCGGGUGGGUGGGGGGAGUCGCUCCGCUCACAGACCUCCACCCUUCGCAUCCCUUGCCAGGAGCGUGGCAGUGCAAGGGGGGGGCCACAGAGGGAGGCAGGUGUCAGGGAGGAGUAGGAGUGAGAGGGAGGAGGAGAAGGAGGAGGAGGAGGAGGAGGAGAAGGAGGAGGAGGAGGAGCGGCAUGGGCGGAGGGAAGCAGUACACGGCGGCGGCGGCGAUGGCAGCGGUAAUGCCCGUUGCUUGAUUGGAGCACACCACGAAAGGAACGCAGCGCGGUGUGCGAGGAAGGGAGAGGAAGGGAGACAGUGCCCAGCUCGGAGCAAGAGGGGAGGGAGAGUUGUGUCUGGACAAAAAAGUGUGUGAAGAGGAAGAAAGAGAGCGAGAGUGGGAGAGAGGGUGAGAGACCAAAAGGUCUAGCUACGGACCUUGGGUAUGGUGUGACGACGAGGACAGCAAGGGCGAUUCUACUAUUGGCAUCGUGGCAAGCCGAGGGACAGGUAUCAAUAAAAGCAGACCAACGCA
Chara braunii is the source of this 731-nucleotide messenger RNA. The record is from the annotation of a GenBank genome assembly. NCBI's taxonomy places the organism in Eukaryota, Viridiplantae, Streptophyta, Charophyceae, Charales, Characeae.